Pocillopora meandrina is the source of this 6036-nucleotide messenger RNA. NCBI's taxonomy places the organism in Eukaryota, Metazoa, Cnidaria, Anthozoa, Scleractinia, Pocilloporidae. The record is from the annotation of a GenBank genome assembly.
AUGCAUAGGGUGGUAGUGUUGAUGAUUUUAACUUUUCAGCAAGCUUCGCUUGGGCACUGGUGAGUGAUUCCCCCAUCAUGAUUAGUAUAAAAGGAGCUUUAAACGUGGUAUUAAUGCACGAAAAGGGUUGUUGUCGUGUCUGCUUAUUUUCUCCCCUUGUAGGCUAAUUAGAGCCACAGAGACAAGACGAGUUUUUGAGUAGAGCUAAGACCUAACGAGAAGCCAAAUCUCAAGAGAGAACACUUGUUGGUGAUUGUCGGCUGGGAGGUCCUCAUCAGGAAAUACUGUGCCUUAUUUGUACCAAUUGUACCACUUGCAAGGGUCUACAGUGACUUGUGACAUGAGCACUUAAAAUCCAUAGUAUAAAUGAAUAAAAGAACGGAGGGCAAAUUUAGAUUACCCUGACUCUGAGGACAAUUGUCUUUUCAAAUUCCUCAGUGAGAAGGUCAUUCGGGUAACUCCUCAGAUUGAAGCUCAUCUUACUUUUUUGCGUGGACUGGACAAGCGUGACGAUAUUGAGGUAAAUAAGUAACAUUUAGCGUUUAAACUCCUUGUUCAGAGAAAGGUUUCCAAAAAAACUUAACAAUUGGUUAAGGGCUAAGCUACAAGUAGAACACGCACAUUCAUGAGAACUGAAGAUCUACAACAGAUACCCAAGUGGGUUCGUGAAAAUGAUUGUUCCUAGAAACUAGCAAUCUCAGACCGUAAAUAUUUCGUUCAUGUUAUUUUCCAAACUCAAAUGGCUUCCUAUUUUCGACCUUAUAAAACUAAGAAUGCUCCUCUUUGUCUUAAACGUAAAUUCAAUUCCUUGUCUUCCCUUCGUUAAACUGGUUUGCGCACCAGAUCUUGCGCUUUUAAUCUUCAAGUUCCCUUCUUGCGGUCUAAUUCUGAAAAGCGCACAUUUGCUUUCUCUGCUGCCACCCUUUUUAAUUGCCUUGAUACUGAUCUUAAGCAAAUAGUUAGUGUAUCUCUUUCUUCUACUAUUUUUUCAUCUAGAUUAAACAAUUUUAGCAUAAACUUCUUAUCUUAUUCCUUAAGUCUGCUAGUAAUGUUUCUCGCCUUGAGGAAUUAAUGUGUUAUGAUUGUCGUUUUCUCUUUAUUAUGACUGUAUUAGAAGUUAAUUGUUUAUAUCAUAUAUAUAUAUAUAUAUAUAUAUAUAUGAUAUUAUAUCUAUUUUAAACCAUACAAUUUAUAGUUUUAGUUUCUCUCGUAGUAAGUCGUUUUGCUGAUUAGUCAUUAUUUUAUAUAUGUAUUUGUACUGCUAUGAAGGCCGUAAGUUAAAUAACUCAUUGGGUUAAUUACGUCACUUUCGUUAAAUAAAGAAUAUUGUAUUGUAUCUUAAAAACGUUGAUAGGUUUGCCCCUUUUAGACAAUUUUUGGGUCACAUUUUAAUCCUGUAGGGUUUUUAAAAUCUGUGCGCCAUGAGUAUCAAAUCAGAAAGGCAUCAUGCAAUUAUAAAUGAAGUUAUCCAUAGGAAUUUCCGGUGAAAGAUCAUUAGAAUCGACCAGUCACAGAGCUAUAAACAUUUCUUUUACUAUUAUUUUUAUACGUUUGUUUUAGAUUGACUUCUGGAGAAGCCCAAGUUAUCUUUUCCAGGCAGUUGAUAUUGAAGUUUCAGAGAAAGAUUUCUCAACCCUUUCCUCCAUCCUUGAAGACCAUGGUAUCGAUUUCGAAGUCCAAAUCAAUGAUGUGCAGAAAUUGAUCGAAGAGGAGCUGGAAACGGUUGGAGGAAGGAGUGGAGAAUGGCACGAUAGAUAUCACAACCUUGAAGAGGUACGCAUGCUCAAGAAAUAAUAGAGCCAAGAGAAUGGACUCCCAUACAGAUCCUAAUGGAGUUUUCUGUUAAGGGACGGGUCAUUUCAUUUUAUUGAUUCCCCUCUAAGACUCUUUAGCAUUCUUAUGACAUCCUUUUAACUGGCAGUCAAUUUUCUAUGAUCCCUCCGACACCCCUCGUGACAGUCUCCCAACGAAUUAAUUCUGAUCAAAUUUUUGUUUUGUCUUCUUUUGUUUCGUUUACUGUUUUUAUUAGAUUCACUCCAAAUUGAAUGAGUUCAGUGGACGUAUGGCAUCUAUCUUAUAUCUGGGAAGGUCACACGAGGGAAGGGAAAUGCGGGCCAUACAGGUUUGUUGAGCGAAUUUAUUGUCAUGGUUUGCCAAGUUUCCAUUCACAAUCCGUGUCAAUCUUCUCUAUUCUAAGUCCUCUACGCUCAUUCUUUGUUCAUACCCCACCUUCUGGUGUUUUUCAACCUCGGCCAAUAAUUAUUUCACGGUUUUAUGAAAAUUAAGGUAGUUGCUUUAAGCAAGCUUAUUGGUUGCGAUUUUCAUCGUGAAAUUUUUUAUUGUUACUUUUAGAUAAAAGGAAGGGGCCGUUAUAACAAGCCGGUGUUUUUCAUUCAAUGUGGGAUACAUGCCAGAGAGUGGGUGUCUCCGGCAACCUGUAUGUACAUCAUAGACCAGGUACGCUCAUUCAUUGAAAAAAAUGUGAUGUAAUUAUGGGAUAAUAAUAAUAAUGAUACCUUAUUUGUAUAGAGCUAUUUCUAUCAAAAUCCAAUAGCGCUUUACAAUGACUGAAUUAAGCAUAAAGUACUUGAAAAUCCCAACUUUCAGGAGGCAGACCAGUUGGUUAUUUACUCAGCGUAGCUGAGGAGUUAAACUCGGGGUGAUCGAGAACAAAUCCAGGGAAACGGCAGGGUGGUGGAUUUAAACCUGGGGCCACCAGAUUACAAGUCCAGCACCCCAAUCACUCGGCCAUGCCGCCUACUUCCUAGUCUCAUAUAAAAGUAACAAGAGCUCCGCAUUAUGUACGAUGUCUUUGUCUCUCAUGGUAAUUGAGAGAUAAAUAAGCGUUAGGGGAGGAGUAGGUGCGCAGUUGUUCAGAUACCGACACUGAUCCCAGACUUCUUAUAGAGAAGUGCAUAAUUCAUAAUCAUUCAAAUCGAAUUUCACUGGCGUAGAUAUUGACUAUCUAAAUGAUAAAUUUACUACUUCAUCUUAGCCCUUUAAUCACGUGAGUGACCAAGACAGAAUUCCUCUUUAAAUUAUCAAUACAAUAUCAAACAGACAAGUGAUGAGAAUAAAGGAAAAUGUUAAUUAGGGAAUUAUUAGUUGAUCCAAUACCAAAUUCUCUAAACUAACAUCAUAAGACAGUAUGGAGAAUUACUAAACAAAUGAGAUCUUGGGAGUUAAAGGGUUAAGCUGUGGGAGAGAAAAAUAACUUUUUUUUUUUAUUUAGAUGACUCAGAGGUAUGGAAAAGAUUCAUCAGUAACGGCUCUCUUAGAUAAGAUGGAUUUCGUUAUAUUGCCAGUCCUAAAUGUCGAUGGAUACGCUUACACCUGGAUAAACCCGGUCAGUUCAAUUCCGUAAAGUCUUUUAGAAUUAAGCAUUUCUGGUGACAACUUGUAGAACGCGAGAUCGAUAGUUCUUGUUUCAUUUGCACAACUCCACCCAAAAUCUGUUCCCUAACAUUUAGCUGUAAAAUUCUCAUUUGAUCGUCAUUAUCAUUAUCUAUCUCUUCCUCUCAUUCUUCUCCCGCUUCUCUUCAUCCUCCCUUUUUUCCUCCCUCUCACUUGUUCUUUUCCUCCUUCUCCUCUCCCCUCUCCGCCUCUUCUUCGUUCUCUUCCUUCCUCUAUCUUCCUUCCUCUGUCUCUUCCUAUCUCUUCUUCUCUUACUUAUCCUCCCUAUGCUUUCUCUCUUCCUCCCGCUCUUCCUCUUUAUUACUUCCCUCUCCUUCUCUCCUCCCAAUCUUUGAUCUAUUUCUUACCUUCCUCUCCUCCUUUUGCUCCCCCUCUCUCUCCUACCUCUCCCCUCCCUCUCUUCCGUCUUCUCCACUUUUCAUCAUGAUCCUUCUCUGCCUUCUCUUCAUCAUCAUCAUCAUAAUCAUCAUCAUCAAUUAUCAUCAUCAUCAUCAUCAUCAUCAUCAUCAUCAUCAUCAUCAUUUUCAUCAUCAUCAUCAUCAUCAUCAUCAUCAUCAUCAUCAUCAUCAUCAUCAUCAUCAUCAUCAUCAUCAUCAUUUUCAUCAUCAUCAUCAUCAUUUUCAUCAUCAUCAUCAUCAUUUUCAUCAUCAUCAUCAUCAUUUUUAUCAUCAUCGUCAUCAUUUUCAUCAUCAUCAUUAUCACCUUUUGCUCCUUCGCACUUUUCAUUGUUUUCUCCUCUAAUUCCCUCUCUUAAUUUCGCGUUCCUUCUUCUCUUCUCCUCUAUCGUCCUCCCUCUCCUCCACUCUAUCCUCCGCUUCUCCUACCCUCUCUCUUACCUCUCCUCCCUCUCUUCCGUCUUCUCCUCUUCUCAUCAUAAUCAUCUUCUGCCUCCUCUUCAUCGUCAUCAUCAUUAUCAUCGUCAUCAUCAUUAUCAUCGUCAUCAUCAUCAUCACCUCUCUCAUAGAGAGACAGGAAAUAUCGUCGCUACCAUGGUUCAAGAUAUCGCUGCCAUGGCGUGGAUUUAAACAGAAACUGGAAUCAUGGUUGGGGAGGUAGGUUGUGGUAACAGAGAUUUUACAAGUGAAAAAAGAAUUCUGUUGGCCGUCUCGUUACUUUGUUUGUUUUCACCUUUAAGUUACUCCUAAUAUCACAGAAAAGCUCAUUUGCAUUUGGAUGGGUGCUUACUUGUAGUGUAUUAGACAGCGGGCACUUUUGCCAUAGGUGACGUUUUUAUCGAUAUAUGGGUGAUCUUUGACAGCUGCUGAUUAAAGCUGAGUAACUUUUUGUCAUAAAAAUAAAUCUCUGAGUAAUGGUUAACUUUAAUGUUUUAUAACAGGCUCUGGGGCCAGCCACAGGCCAUGUGAUACCACCUACAGAGGUUCAUCACCUUUCUCUGAGAUCGAAACCCGUAAUGUUCGCAACUAUUUGGAAGGAAUGGGAGGAAAACUGAAGGGUUUUAUCGAUUUCCAUGCCUACAGUCAGAUGUGGUUUAUUCCGUGGGGGUACACUUCCAGAAGAACACCGGACUAUAGUGAGCAGGUUUAAAAAGUUCCUUACGUCACCUAUAUAAUGUUGGCUUUUGAGUAUUGAAAAAAUGUUGCUCAUGCCCUGUUUAUGGGUCAAAAUAAGUAUGAAAAUGUUUUUUAGCUUAGUUGUUUUUAUGUAGAUAAGGGACUUCUGCUGGGUUUUAGUAUCUGAGAAAGGGAUCGACUAAUCGGCCCAAACAGACAGACGGACAGACUGACAGACAAACUGUCGGACUGACUUCCCGACUGACUGGCCGACUGACCGACAGACUGACAGACUGACAGACUGACAGACAGAUUGACCGACUGACUGACUGACUAACUGACUGCCAAUAACAAGCGGACAGACAGGGAGACAGACAGUCAUACAAUCGGUAGACACUCAUGAUCAAAACAAAGUCAGACUGAUAAAUAUAGAUAGGCAGACAAGCAGACAAACAGGCAGAAAGAAAGAAUGAACAAAGAAAUUCAAAAUGGGCAUUUCAAUGUUUUUGAUCAACUGCGUGAUUUUUUUUUCCUGUUGCCAGAUAAGAGUCGCUAAGGCUGCCUCAGAUGCUCUGAGAAGGGAACAUGGAACAAGAUUUAAAUAUGGCUCGUCUGCAUCUCUGUUGUGUGAGAAUCAAACAGUGAUCUUUUAUCCUUAAUAUUUAUUUUAUCUUAAGCACUAAAAGAACUAAGAACAUUGAGGAGAGAAAGUUGAGAAAACGUGGAAUUCGUGUUUAAAAAAAAUAGACGGAAAAUCGCACGAACAGGGUCUACUUAAAAUAGAUUGGACAGCUCCAAUCGAUUAUGGACGGCAACAAACAUUUUCGAACCGUGUUAUCUAAUUUCCAACACUUCCGCCCGGUUUUGUGGGCUCAUUUUUAUUUGACCCUUAUUUUCAGAUCCUGCGUCUGGAGGCUCGGAGGAUUGGACUUACGGAAAGCUUGGCGUGACCUACUCAUUUUCCGUGGAGUUGCGUGACACAGGUCGUCACGGUUUCUUACUGCCAGCCAAUCAAAUCAUCCCAACAGGAGAGGAGACAUUCGAAGGGUUAAAAGCUUUGGUCAGAGAAAUGAGAGUGUAAUCAUUCAAGGAGGAUAAAAUUGUAAUGUGC